UCUCUCCUAAAAGUUCGCCGAAGGUUGGCGGGAGAUAUCGUUUGCUUCACUGCCAAUGGCAGCUGAUUCUCGCUGACAGUCGCUCGACAGUCGGCAUGAAGAUCGACACGUUGCUCUAAUCACUUUACACUCAAGAUGUACAUAGUGUGAUGUGACAUCACUUAAAACUAUUUAUAAAAGAAAAAUCCUUCGGAUUGUUUCACAGGCAUGCCAUGGAUGUGUGAUCGAGACGUGUGACAUUAAAGAUUUUUAUUGUCUCUGCUUCUGCUGUUAAUAAUGUUAAAAAAGUGUUGCUCCUGUUCAUGUCUCUCCGGAUUUAGAGCCGUUUACAGACCGCAACAAAUCGGUUUUACACACAAGCCACGACCACCUACUACAACUGAUCUCGGGGAAGAUUUCGGUGUUCCAGUAUUGACGAUUCACGAUGUAGACCCUUGCAUUGAAGAGAAUGGCGAAAUUCAUCGGACAUCCAGAUACGAGCUGAUGACUCGUCAGGGUGACAGAGCGAGACUCGUGGUUCGACGUGGGCAGGAAUUUUAUCUGCAUCUCAGAUUGUCUCGAGACUAUGAUCCUUAUAUCGACGGAAUUUCUAUCGUCUUCACUCUGGACGGUAUUGAGAGGCCGCAAUACGGACAUGGGACUCUGGUGGCAACCGCUCUGCUUAAUCCUGGUGAAAAUUCCGAAGCCGCCUGGCAGACCACCAUAGCCGCCAUUGAACCCAAUUUUUUAAGGAUAAAGGUUGUGCCGUCUGUAAAUGCGAUCAUAGGAAAGUGGAAGAUGGAGAUUGACACGAAGAAUAAACAAUCUGAAGGUGCUGUCAGUUAUACGAUGGACAGUCCGUUUUACUUGAUUUGCAAUCCAUGGUGCGAAGACGAUGUAGUGUACUUGGAGGGCGAAGCUGAGCGACAAGAGUACGUGUUGGCGGAGGACGGUCUGAUCUGGCGCGGCAGUCACAAUCGUUUGCGACCCACCGUAUGGAAAUACGCGCAAUUCGAACGAGACAUCCUGGACUGUGCUCUGCACCUGAUGAAUCAAGUUGGCAAGGUUCGCGUUUCCGGUAGAAGCGAUCCUGUCAUUAUAACACGCUGCCUGUCCGCCGCGGUAAAUUCACCUGACGACAACGGGGCGGUGAUGGGAAAUUGGUCGGACGAUUUUGGAGGCGGCACACCGCCCACGCGGUGGAUGGGCUCGCAGAAAAUUCUUCAGCAAUAUUACAAGACGAAGAAACCGGUGAAGUACGGACAGUGCUGGGUUUUCUCCGGCGUACUAGCGACGGUUUGUCGCACUCUCGGUAUACCUUGCCGAGUGAUAACCAAUUAUUCGAGCGCGCACGACACGCAGAGCAGUCUGACUGUCGAUUAUUUCGUGGAUGUCGAAGGCAGAAUUAUGGAGGAGCUCAACAGCGAUUCUAUAUGGAACUUUCACGUCUGGAACGAAGUGUGGAUGAAACGAUUGGACUUGUCGCCGGAUUGUUCGGGAUGGCAGGUGAUCGAUGCGACUCCUCAGGAAUUGAGCGAGGGCGCGUAUCGUUGCGGACCAGCUUCCGUGGCCGCUGUGAAAAAAGGAGAAGUCCUGCGUCCUUACGAUAAUGCAUUUCUCUUCGCCGAGGUGAACGCCGACAAGGUCUUCUGGCGUUACAACGGCCCUACGCAGCCAUUGAAAUUAGUUCGCAAGGAUAUGUACGGAAUUGGCCAACUGAUCAGCACGAAAGCGAUUGGAAAAUGGACGAGAGAAGAUAUCACGCACACUUACAAGUAUCCAGAAAAAUCUGAUGAAGAACGUGCUGCCAUGCUAAAGGCGCUACGUCAGAGCGAGUCUUUAUUCAGUCGUUAUUAUCUCAACGAGGAGUUCAAUGACGUUACGUUCACUUUUGAAUUGCGCGAUGACAUCAUAAUUGGGCAGCCAUUUAGCGUUGUAUUACUGAUAAAAAACCGAAAUCCGACGGUGGAGUAUCGCGUGUCCGCAAUUUUGAGAGUGGAAACUGUGCUGUACACUGGUCGGGUGGGCGAUCCAGUGAAGAGAUUGAACGUUGACAGACUGGUCCGACCGCUGGUGCUCGAGGAAAUUCGCAUGGACGUUUCAUGGGAGGAAUACGGUCCGAGAUUGUUGGAUCAAUGCGCUUUCAACAUCGCCUGCCUCGCCACCGUGAAGGACACGAAUUUCGAGUACUUCGCGCAAGACGAUUUCCGCGUUAGAAAGCCCGACAUCAAAAUCACGUUGCAUAGUGACGCGAUCGUCGGUCAAAUUCUUAACGCGUCCGCCAAGUUCCGCAAUCCGCUACCAAUUCCCUUGAAGAAGGGCAGAUUUCUCAUCGAAGGGCCUGGCCUCGACGAGCAAUUGAAAUUGAAGCUAUCGGAGCCGGUUGAGGUAGACGAGGACGCGGAAUGCGAAUUCUCUAUGAUACCGAAGCUGGAAGGACGCGCCAGGAUAGCGGCAAAGUUUUACUCGAAAGAACUCGAGGACGUCGACGGACAUUCGAACAAUUUUAUAGUCAAAUUGGCAAGAAUAAUCGGUAAUUCUGAAUAAUUGCAAUAUUUUUAACAAUAUCUUAGGAAAUAGCAAUUUGUCGUGUCGUUUUUGUAUUUUACCAUGAAUAUUUAUCCGCAUUAAUAAUAAUUUUCCAAUGACGGCGACGAAAGGAGUGCAAUUAUUGUAAAGUUAUAAUUAGAAAUGCUUGAUGCCAAAUAGAUCGAAACUACAGUAAAUGCAAUAAUGUGAGAAUCCAAAUUUCAAGAAAAUAAAAUAUAUGAAGAGUAUAACUGAAUAGAACAACCGGAUCAAGUAUUAUUUGUGCCAAAAAUUAAUUUCGAAUCAUUAAGAUACGGUGUAUAUAUUACGUGUGAAACACGAAGUGUUCAUUUAUUUAUGGCGACUUGAAUGCGAAGAGUCAAAUUAUGUAAUUAAAAUUAAUUUUAUUUAUUAUUGCCUUGCCAUAUUUCACGUUAUUUCCGAUGCUAUUCGCGUGUUCAUAGAAUAUAUAUAAAAGCAUAACAUUUGUACACGUUAUUUUGUACGUAAAUCGAAUAAAAUAAUCUGCGACAUGUUUCAUCAUGUUCCUAGCAUAA
Messenger RNA from Linepithema humile (Argentine ant), 3065 nucleotides. It is a transcript of the gene Tg, whose product is annotated as Transglutaminase. Gene Ontology annotation, biological process: peptide cross-linking. Gene Ontology annotation, molecular function: protein-glutamine gamma-glutamyltransferase activity. The record is from RefSeq and is a predicted model, not a curated record. Lineage: Eukaryota; Metazoa; Arthropoda; Insecta; Hymenoptera; Formicidae.